This is a messenger RNA of Xenopus laevis (African clawed frog), 1650 nucleotides long. It is a transcript of the gene clic3.L, whose product is annotated as chloride intracellular channel 3 L homeolog. Gene Ontology annotation, cellular component: cytoplasm; membrane. Lineage: Eukaryota; Metazoa; Chordata; Amphibia; Anura; Pipidae. The record is from RefSeq and is marked provisional.
AACAAGAGCAGAGACCUGACUACAGGACUGGGAUCCAUCAGUAGAACCGAGCAGGAGGGCUGCACAGAGCAAGACCCACAGUUAUGGCCGAGCAGGGACAAUUCACCUUGGAACUCUUCGUAAAGGCCAGCGAUGAUGGUGAGAGUAUUGGCAACUGCCCGUUCUGCCAGCGCCUCUUCAUGAUAUUAAUUCACAAAGGGGUGCCCUUCACCCUGACAACCGUCGACAUGAAAAGGGCCCCAGAAGUGCUGAAAGAUUUGGCCCCUGGUUCCCAACCACCAUUUCUCCUCUACAACAAUGAAGUUAAAACAGACACCAACAAGAUCGAAGAGUUUUUGGAGGAGCUUCUCCAACCCCCCAGUUAUCCCAGGAUGACUCCCAAGUAUAAAGAAUCAAACACGGUGGGAAACGACAUAUUCCACAAAUUCUCGGCUUAUAUCAAGAACCAACUGCCAGCUCAGGAAGAAACUCUACAGAGGAACCUGCUAAAGUACCUACUGUUAUUGGACCAGUACCUGCUGGCUCCUCUUCCACACGAAAUCAAAAACAACCCAAACCAAAGGGUCUCACAUAGGAAGUUCCUGGACGGCGACAAUCUGACCCUGCCUGACUGCAACUUACUGCCCAAACUUAAUAUCAUCAAUACCGUUUGCAAAUACUACCGAAAGUUUGAGAUUCCCAGAGACCUUGAAGGGGUGACCCGCUAUUUGGAGAAUGCGUCGCAGAUGAAGGAGUUCAAGUACACCUGCCCCAACACAGAGGAGAUCCUACUGUUCUACCGCACUGUGGUUAAGCCAAUGAAGUAAAGGAUUCCCAGCGCACCCCCUGUUAAGACUGAGCACAUGGACACAAGAUAAAAGUGCAAGAGAGCCGCCAUCUUUUCCCAGUGCUGUCCCUCCUCUCUGGCACUGACACAGCAAAACAGCUUAUGACCAGGCACAGAAGGACUUUGAUAAGACAUUAAGUGGCAAUUUAGAAAUUCAUCAACACCGCCAGAUCCGUUACUAUGGCUGGGCACAAUACUGAUCCGUGUAUAGAAGUCUGGGAUCUCAAAUAUUUAAUUCAUUUUAUUUAAAGCUACAAUAUUUAGUGCAACAGCCAUAAGUUGCAAAUAGAAAGUUAUAUAUAUAUAUAUAUCUCUUUUAUAGCUAAUGAGCAAUGAAUUUACAUUCUGCAUGGCGGCACAGAAGUUUGUACAGUCUGCAGCAUGCAUGUCAUAAUUGUACCCAGCUCUCCUCAGGCAAUGUUUCUAUACGAGCUAUAUAUAUAUAUAUAUUAUAUAUAUAAUACACAAUAAUAUCCUGUAAAUGAUGUUCUUAUAUACGGUGCUUAGUGAUGUCAUUGCUUAUAAUCGGAACUUAGUGAUGUCAUUUCUGUCACAUGACUCAUGUGUAUUAUAAGAAAUAAAGUUCCCCUGUUGCAAAAUAUGAGGAUAUUAGAAGUCACCCCGGGGUUCCAUGACCUUCGGCCUCGUGCUUUGAUAUGGUCAUGGAACUUAUAAUAUCCUUAUAUUUUACAAUAGGGGUACUUUAUUCACUAUAUAUAUAUUGCUUGGAAAGAUUAAAAUGUAUCUAUGCUAACCACAAGCUAAUUGUGAAUGGAAUGGAAAUGGAAUUAAUUGCGUUACAAAAUAAAGAUUUUUUUCCUGUU